CAUGAACAAAAGUCACAGUAGGGCCAGGCUCAUGAAGGGACGUAAACGUUUUCAGCGACCCAGAUAGCUAUACCUGUUGUUGAUAAGGGGUAGCAACUAGCACUAGAUCCGACAUAUAUAUCUUCUCAGUGUUAAAUUUUCAAACGAUGGGUAACAAGCCUUCAGCCGAGUCUGAGGGUGUUGCAUGCUUUCACUGCAUACGCCCUCUUCCGCCCAACCAGUAUCAAUUCGAGCACAUAGGCGACCAGCUGUAUGUUUUUUACGAAACUCACUCUCCUUCGGAGUGCUAUGGAGUAGAGUUCCGAGACACGGCAAGCGGGCUGAGCGAUUCAGUCACCGGCUUGUGCACUUUGACGCGAACGCUAGCCUACUUUCGGCCUGGCACGGAGAAACCAGAUGAACCCUACCGCUAUUUGUGUCCUGGCUGUUUCGUCAAGCACGCGAAACCGAUACAGCGGCGCCUGGCUAACCGCAUCUGCUCGCCAGGCGGCGUGCCCAUGAUAGGUUUCCCCUUUGAGGACACCUCCGGG
Molecule: messenger RNA, 530 nt
Organism: Astrephomene gubernaculifera
Lineage: Eukaryota; Viridiplantae; Chlorophyta; Chlorophyceae; Chlamydomonadales; Astrephomenaceae
Source: the annotation of a GenBank genome assembly